Messenger RNA from Vicugna pacos (alpaca), 636 nucleotides. It is a transcript of the gene TRMT112, whose product is annotated as tRNA methyltransferase activator subunit 11-2. NCBI's taxonomy places the organism in Eukaryota, Metazoa, Chordata, Mammalia, Artiodactyla, Camelidae. The record is from RefSeq and is a predicted model, not a curated record. Gene Ontology annotation, molecular function: protein heterodimerization activity. Gene Ontology annotation, biological process: peptidyl-glutamine methylation; tRNA methylation; rRNA (guanine-N7)-methylation.
UAGAGAGUGGAGCAGCCCCGGAAGUAGCUCCGGCGGGGUCCGCCUUCCUUCCGGUUCCGGCUUGGCGAGAGUGCGUUGUGGCGACAUGAAGCUGCUCACCCACAACUUGCUGAGCUCGCAUGUGCGGGGGGUGGGGCCCCGUGGCUUCCCCCUGCGCCUCCAGGCCACCGAGGUCCGCAUCAACCCUGUGGAGUUCAACCCCGACUUCGUAGCGCGUAUGAUACCCAAAGUGGAAUGGGCGGCGCUUCUGGAGGCAGCCGACACCUUGCAUCUGAUUGAGGUGCCCAAAGAGCCUAUUGAGGGAUAUGAGCAUGACGAGGAAUUUCUGAGGAAGAUGCACCACAUACUGCUGGAGGUGGAGGUAUUGGAGGGCACGCUGCAGUGCCCAGAGUCUGGACGUCUGUUCCCCAUCAGCCGGGGGAUCCCCAAUAUGCUGCUGAGUGAUGAAGAAACGGAGACUUAAAACUGUGCCAGACACCAGUUUUUCCGUUGUGACUGUGUGUAUCUUUGUUUACGUAUAUCCUGUUGGCUAGUUCCGUUCUGUGUAUCUCCGAUCGUUGGCCCAGUGACACACCGAACACAUAGUGUUCUUGAGCUCGAUAUAUUUUUUUUCUCAUUAAAGGUUCAAAACCAAAA